UGAUAGCUGGCUUUUCAGGUGGUCUAUCAACUGUUGGUCUUGUGUACAUAUCAGAAAUUACACACCCCCAAAUUAGGCCUAUGUUAUUAUGUUUCAACUCAAUUUUUGUUUCACUGGCCCAUAUUGGAUAAUGUGUUUUGGAAAAGUAGAAUUAACUGAACGUAAAAAACAAGUUGAAAUUGUACUAAGGCGUUUAAAUAAGUCUGAACAAAGUUUUCAACAAGAAUUUCAACGAAUUAAUGAAAUUUCACAAAGUUAUAGAAACAUAGAUGAUGAGACAAGUUCAUUUUCUAAAAAAUGUCUUUAUCUUUAUGAACAAUUGAAGUAUCCUAAUGUCUACAAACCAACAAUAAUGUUAUUCAUAAUAUUUCUGCUACAACAACUCGCAGGAACUUACGUAAUAAUAUUUUAUGCACUUUCUGUAUUUGAGAAUAUUGGAGGUAAUUUUGGAAAAGGUUUAGAUAAAUAUGGUGCAAUGGUUAUUCUUGGUGUCAUACGUUUUUUAAUGAGCAUUCUCACAGCCUUAUUCAGCAAGAAAUUUGGUAGACGUAUACUAUGUAUAACAAGUGGUCUAGGAAUGGCAUUUUCUAUGUUCUUUUCGGCUAUGUAUAUAUAUCUGACUUCAUCCUGUGAUGAGAAUGGUCAUAUCAAAGAAGUUAUGGCUAAUCAGCAAUGGGUUCUUCUAGUAAUAGUGCUUUUUUAUGUGUGUACAAGUUCUAUAGGAUUUACUAUUAUUCCAUGGACUUUGAUUGGAGAACUGUUUCCAAUAUCAGUCAAAGGAAUUAUGGGAGGUAUUAUGGUAGCUAUUGCAUAUAUAAUGAUGUUUGGAGUGAUUAAGAGCUAUCCUUUUAUGAUGGCUUAUAUGGGAGCGCAAGGUGUAUUUUUCUUCUUUAGUAUUACGUCAUUAAUAGCUGCAAGUUUUGUAUACAUAUUUUUACCAGAAACUCUUGGUAAGUCAUUUUCAGAAAUUGAAAAUUACUUUAAUAAUAAAAAGAAACCAGAGGUCCAUACUACUGAAAACUUUAGAUAGUAUAUAUAAUAGAUUAAUUAAUUAUUUAAUUGAAUGAACAAGCCCAAAUAAUAGUAUCUUAAAUUGUUAAAUAUUUUUAAAAACAAAAAAAUUAUACAUAUACAUACAUAAAUUUGUAUGAACCUAAAAUUAAAAAACUAAAACAACAAUAUUUUUCAAUAUUAUCUUGGUAAUAAAUUAUAAACAUAAUGAUAUCAAUUUUGAUUUUGGUAAAAAAGUGAAAAUAAACUCUUAUUUUACAAACCAUACCAACAAACUGUUCUUUCAUUUAUUUUUUAUUUUAAAGCUGCAUGAAACCCCGUAAGUACAGUAAUUAUUGCGCAGCUACUUGUGCAUUCAAUUCUCAUUUUAAAAGGAAGCGAAAUCUGCAGCGCCUGCAGUGAGCAUGCAGUCAACAACUUGUUUGCUCACUUAUAUAUACAUGUAUAGUGUGCGUUGUUUAUGUACUCUAACCUCACUUUUUUACCUCCCGUAAAAAAGGAGAAAUCAAACGCGGAUGGAAAUGGUUUGACAUUCCAACGAAACCGACCAUGAAAAUUGAGAAAAGAUGAGAAUUUUGCGGUGCAAAAUUAGAUGUAUUAUAUACACUUUUUAUGCAAUCCUUUUAUACAUCAUUAUCAAGCGAAUUUCACUGGCCAAUAACAGUAAUAAUAUUCAUGAGGAAAAAACUCUCUUAUCAAAUAUUACUCACAACAGUCACAACUAUGAAACGAAUGAAAGGUAUGAGGAUUGGAUCACAAAAUACGUACAAGGUAUUUCUCGAAAAUUAGGUGAAUAUGGUAGACCUGCAUAUCUAAGUGGUGAAGAAAAAAUAAAAGGAAAUGAAGUCCUUAAAAAGAAAGCAGUUAAUAUUAUUUUAUCUAAUAAAAUACCCCUUCAAAGAAAACUGCCCGAUGUAAGAGAUCCACUCUGCAAAAAUGUCACAUAUGAUAGUGUGUUGCCUUCGGCUAGCAUUAUUAUAAUUUUUCAUAAUGAAGCAUUCAGUGUUCUUUUACGUACGGUUUACAGCGUUAUUAAAGAAACCCCACCAAAGCUUUUAAAAGAAAUUAUUCUGGUCGAUGAUAAAAGUAACGAAGAAGAAUUACUAGGUCUUUUGGAAUAUUAUAUUCAAACUCGGUUACCUAAAAAAGUUAAAUUAUUAAGAUUAGAUGAACGGCAAGGAUUAGUGCGAGCAAGAUUAAAAGGAGCAAAGAGUGCAACUGGUGAUGUUUUAAUGUUUCUAGAUGCUCAUUGUGAAGUAACAAAGCAAUGGUUAGAACCAUUACUGCAAAGAAUAAAAGAAAAGAAAAAUGCAGUUGUGACUCCAAUAAUUGAUAACAUAUCAGAAGAAACUUUUGAAUACUCGCAUAGCGAUGAACCGUCAUUUUUUCAAGUUGGAGGAUUUACAUGGUCUGGCCAUUUUACGUGGAUAAAUAUACAAGAAGCAGAUCUGAAGUCUAAGACUUCUGCUAUUUCUCCUGUUAAGUCACCUACAAUGGCUGGUGGUCUUUUUGCAAUCAAUAGAAAAUAUUUCUGGGAUAUAGGCAGUUAUGAUGAUAAAAUGGAAGGAUGGGGAGGAGAGAAUCUUGAAAUGUCAUUUAGAAUAUGGCAGUGUGGUGGAGUACUUGAAACUAUACCAUGUUCAAGAGUUGGACAUGUUUUUAGAAAUUUUUUGCCUUAUAAAUUUCCAAUGGAUAAAGAUACUCACGGUAUUAAUACUGCAAGAUUAGCAAAUGUAUGGAUGGAUGAUUACAAAAGAUUGUAUUAUUUGCACCGUGAAGAAUAUAAGGAUAAACCAGAGCUCAUUGGUGAUAUAAAAGAACGCGUGAAUUUGCGUGAAAAAUUAAAAUGUAAAAGUUUCAAGUGGUACUUGGAUAAUGUUUAUCCUGAAAAAUUUAUACCAGAUGAGAAUGUUCAAGCAUUUGGUAGAGUGCAAGUGCAGAAAGGAAACUUGUGCUUAGAUAACUUGCAAAAUGACGAAGAAAAACCAUACAACUUAGGAGUGUAUGAAUGUCAUUCCCAACUUUUUCCAAGUCAGUAUUUUUCACUGAGCAAAGUUGGCGAGUUAAGAAGAGAGGACACCUGUGCCACUGUGGUUGAAGAUGAACAUUCAAAAGAUAUUUUUAAAGUUUCUAUGAAAGCUUGUGAUGAAAUUGAAAAUGACAGGGAGUGGAUGUUGACUGAGGAUGGAAAAAUCCUACAUUUAAGGACUGGAUUAUGCCUUGAUGCUACUGGCAUACGUACUAAGGAAGAUGUGUUAGCUGCUGCCUGUUCUGACUCACCCGACCAAUUUUGGCAGUUUGAUUUUUAUGGCGAUAAAAUCAACCCUAGAUAAAAUCUAGUUGAUUGUUGCAUAGUUAAGAGGCAGCUUAUAAAAUAUAGCUGAAAUAUUUAUCUCAUAUUUUUAUACUAAUAUUGAAAGAUAGUUUAUAAUAUUUUAUUAUAAAAACUGUUGAAUUUAUUAUAUUAUAAAUAAUUUUUUUUUAUAAAAAUGAAGAUUUAACAUAAUCUAUCAAGUCAACAAUGAUGUAUCAAUGAUUAUUACAAUACAUCAAUUUCUAACUGUUG
Molecule: messenger RNA, 3577 nt
Organism: Nasonia vitripennis (jewel wasp)
Lineage: Eukaryota; Metazoa; Arthropoda; Insecta; Hymenoptera; Pteromalidae
Product: polypeptide N-acetylgalactosaminyltransferase 1-like
Exons: 11
Coding region: 1578-3344 (588 amino acids)
Cellular component (GO): Golgi apparatus
Source: RefSeq, a predicted model, not a curated record